CUGUUGACCCUUUAAUAACCUUUAAACCCUAAUUUAUUAGAGCCGUUACGCUCUCUCAUUCACAUCACUUCCCUAAUCUCUCUUUCUACAAUGAGCUCGUCGUCUAAAAUCGAUUCAGAGAAGCCAGUUAUGGUGUCGGAGUCACUAUUUUCUACUAAGACUCCUAACAAAACCGUUAAAAGGCAGAUCUUUUCUUCGUCCCCAAAACCUGAAUUUGUUGUAAAAUUACCUGAAAGGUUCGAGAUUUUGGAGGAGUUUUUCAAUGGGUUGGAUACUGCAAUUAGGUUGCUUAAAUUAAAGGGUUCGUCAACGACAUACGCUAAUAUAUGUCCCAAGAUCGAGUAUCUUACUAAUCGGAUCUUCUCGUAUGAUCAUUUGGCUCAGAUGAAGCAUAUUUAUCCGGAAGCCAUUGAAAUAAAGAGAGUUUUGAAGUAUGUUGAAGACACUUGUUGUAUGAAACCUAGCCUUCACAUUAAGUUAAACACCGAUGCAAUUGUACUUGACGAUACAAUUUGUGGAACUAAAUACAUGGAACUUAGGAAGGUGUUUCACUCAAAGCUUGUAGAUUUUUACAAAGCUCAUCCUAAGGACGAAAUUCCAAAAGAACUGCUUCCCGAACCGUUCAAUUCCCCCAAAAGGGAUAGUUAUUCAGGUGUAGUAAGUGUAGGUUUAGAAGAACCUAAACUUGAAGUUGGAGGGUUUGAUGUUCAUAUGGAGGAGAUAGAGCAAGAAGAACAAUAUGCUAACAAAGCAAUGGCAGAUUCUACUUUGUCACACAUAGAAUCAAGAAUAGUUGAAACCCCAGUCAAAGAUUUAUCUACUCCCUCCAAAGACUUAUCCACACCAAUCCGUCUCAUGAGUGCUACACCGACGUUGCAGCUAUCAAAAAGAUGUAUUGAGUUGACUCCAGAAGGUGGUGAUGAUAACUCUGUUAGAUCAACAAAUAGCCUGGCAAGGGGUCCAUCUCGCAGUCUGAAUUUUGAUACUUUUGAGGAAGAUGCAGUUGUGAAAGAUGACAUUGGUAAUGAAUCUUAUGAUGAAGGAAUCAACUAUGAAGAAGAUGGCCUUCUUCAGUCAGUAAAGGGUCCAUCUCGCAGUUUGAAUUUUGACACUCUUGAGGAAGAUACAAUUGUGAAAGAUGACAUCAGUAACGAAUCUAGUGAUGAAAAAAUCAGCUAUGAAGCUGAUAAUGCUUCUGAUGAUGAUAGCCUUCUUCAGUCAAUGAAAGAGAGACCAAAGACUGAACCUAAGAAGGACAAUUGGCAACAGCUUGUUAAUUUGAUUCAUACAUUGUUUCACUCAACAAAUCGAACAGUCAUCACGAAGGAGGAGCUUCUUCACAAGAUUAUUGCAAACCAAAUCAAUAUAACCGAUAGAAGGGAAGUGGAGGAACAAUUAAGUUUGAUGUUGCGAUUAGUCCCGGAUUGGAUCUCUGAAACAAAAGCAUCUUCGGGGGAUCUUCUUGUUCGGAUCAAUAAAAUGUCUGCUGCCGAAACAGUACGUGCAAAACUUGAAGAAGCAACUUCACAAGACAUUUCACUUGUCUACUGAAAAACCAUAAAACUGAAUUUAUUUUGUGUGUUUUCAUCCUCUUCACGAAUUCAAUUAUCAUUAUUCUUCACAAAUAGCUUCUUUCUAAGCUGGUCCAACCUAUAAACUUGUAUUAUUCUU
Arabidopsis arenosa is the source of this 1671-nucleotide messenger RNA. The record is from the annotation of a GenBank genome assembly. NCBI's taxonomy places the organism in Eukaryota, Viridiplantae, Streptophyta, Magnoliopsida, Brassicales, Brassicaceae.